AUGACCGUCGAAGAAGACGAGUACACGCAGCUCAAAUCGAAUGCCGAGAACCUGGCGACCUGCCUCCACGCCCUCCUCGAACGCAUCGAAAAACUCGAAGUGAAGCAGACCACCCCGUUGGCGGAACUCGCGGAACCCGUUGAUCAGCACGUGCGCGACAACGGGGCGGCCAAGAAGAAGCGCGGAAAGAAACGCGGUAAAGAGCACAGCGAGAGCUCGAAUGGAGGAGCACGAGGCGUGGGCAGGCACGACAGCGAGGAGCCGGAGAAUUCGGAGCAGGUGCUGAUGUCGGACACCGUUGCCGUCGAUCCAGAGACGGGGCUUAAGAAGCGGACGAUCGUCACGGAGCGUGUGCUGACCACAAAGACGUUUCACGCCUUGGCGCUGGACAGCGCACCCGCACUCCUUCCGCUUCCCGGCCGGCAGCCGAUCGUUUUUGAGAGUCGUGGCGUGGACGUUGAAGCCGCUCAGCUAAAGCAGAUUGAGCUCGAGAACAUCUCCGGGCUGAUCGUCGUCACCAAAGUGAACCCAGAGGCCACGCACGGCAUCCGGCCCGGCGAUGCUGUCACCGAGGUGGAUGGCCAUCCCGUCACCUGCAAGGCCGACGUGGAGAAGAUCAACAAGCGCGCCAAGUUGACGUUGACCGUUGCCCCACCCUAUAAUGCGCCUUCGAUCUUCUACCGGCUGCACAGCGACUACAACUGCCAGAAAGACGACAAACGCAUGUGCCACUGGCUGCCGAUCGACGUCAGGAAGGGCGACGUGGUGCAGGUGCUCAGCAAGGACGACAAUUGGAUGCUGGCCAGGAAGGUGCACGACUUGAACGCGGUCGGCUACAUCCCGCAGUCGCUGCACAUGGAGAAGGUCUCCUUCAUGAGCCCAUUCGGCCGGCGGGUGCUCGUCCUGGUUGGAGCAUCAGGGGUCGGGAGACGGACGCUGAAGUCCAUGCUGCUCCGCUACGCACCUUCACUAUUCUCGACGGUCGUGCCUUUGACCUCUCGGGCCCCGCGCGGAAACGAAGUCGAUGGCCGUGAGUAUCACUUCGUGCGUAAGGAGGACAUGCUCAAGCGAAUUCGCGACGGUGAUAUGAUCGAGUGGGGAGAGCUGGAUGGGCAUCUCUACGGAACCUCAGCGGACGCCGUGCGCGAUAUCAUGCAUGGGGGCCGGAUGUGCGUGCUCGACACGGCGCCUAGGGCCCUCUCCUACCUCUAUAACGGGGAAUUCAUGCCAUUUGUGGUACACAUCAGCCCGCCGCAGCUCGACGAGUUUACACAGUUGGAGGGGCUGCGGCCGAGCAAGCGCUCCGCCGAACAGCUAGCCCAAACGUGCGCCGAGAGCGAAAAGAUUGCCAACGGUCCGCUAGCCGAGCAGAUCCACCUGACGCUCAUCAACCGGAACAUGGACGUCACGCUCAGGAGGCUGAUUGACGCUCUAGAAGCCCUACGCAACGAUGCGCAAUGGGUGCCGGUCAGCUGGAUGUGC
This is a messenger RNA of Mesorhabditis spiculigera, 1482 nucleotides long. The record is from the annotation of a GenBank genome assembly. NCBI's taxonomy places the organism in Eukaryota, Metazoa, Nematoda, Chromadorea, Rhabditida, Rhabditidae.